GGAGUUUCUCAAAAAGGGCAAGGCUUCAGCUUCUCCGCUCUUCAAAAGCCGCCCGCCUCGUCCCUCGCUCUUUCGCGCUCCACUCUUUUAGAGUCUUCAUCCUUCCGCUCGUUUGCUCCACAAAGACCGCAUUAUUGUACUUUCGACUUUGAUUUCCGUGCCGCGUUUGGGACACCACGUUUGCUUAUCUUGCUUAUCUAUCUAUCCUGCAGCUCUUUCCGAGCCCCGUAUAACUCACAUACCGAGCGUCCCCGAGUCUAUAUUACGCCUGCCUCUCCGCAUUUUUGGCCAUCGCUCAAAGAACACCGAAGUUCGAGAAUUCUGAUUCCAGCGUACUCCUGAAUCAUGGCGUCUCCUGCUGUCACACCUCCUCCGGUUCCUCACAGCGAAUCUCCCCAUCCCAUCACCGUCCUGACCUCCUCCAGAGCGGUGAUAGCGGGCCGUCUCACCGAAGGAACCAUCGUUAUAUCCAACCUGACCGGAAAGAUUACGGCAGUCUUCCACUCCAUACUCCCGGCCACCGACUUCCCGGAUGGAACUCCUUACCGGAACUACUCUCCCCACAUCUUGCUCCCUGGUAUCGUCGAUGCUCACGUGCAUCUCAACGAACCUGGUCGGACCGAGUGGGAAGGAUUCUGGACGGGCACUCGAGCUGCAGCAUUCGGAGGUGUAACGACUGUCGUGGAUAUGCCGCUGAACGCUAUCCCACCAACGACCACAGUCGCCAACCUUCACACCAAGCUUGAGGCUGCCAGGGGCAAGUGCUGGGUCGAUGUGGGUUUCUACGGUGGUGUCAUUCCGGGGAAUGCAGGAGAGCUCAAGGCACUGGUCAAGGAGGGCGUAAGAGGCUUCAAGGGGUUUUUGAUUGAUAGUGGUGUUGAAGAAUUUCCCGCUGUAAAACCGGCGGACAUCGAACUGGCUCUCACAGAGCUCAAGGAUUCGGCGACUACGCUGAUGUUCCAUGCAGAGAUGAUACCUCCCAUCACUGCUUCUGUGGGUGAUGACGUCCAGAGAGAAAACCCGCCCAUGGCCCCAACUGGUCCUCUUACAGCCUACCAAACCUUUCUCGAUUCACGACCGCCGUCAUUUGAGACUUAUGCCAUAGCCGAAAUCCUAUCUCUCGCUCAUCUGGCCCCGGAUCUCCAGCUGCACAUUGUGCACUUGUCCGCAAUCGAAGCCAUCCCUCUCCUCCGCGAGGCCCGCAGCAAGGGCGUCAAGAUCACUGCCGAGACUUGCUUCCACUAUCUUUCGCUCGCGGCCGAGAAGAUCAAAGAGGGCGACACGCGGCACAAAUGCUGCCCGCCUAUCCGCGAGCAGAGCAACCAAGAUGGCUUAUGGGAAGAACUCCUUCAGGAUAGGGCUGACGGUGUGAUCAAGACGGUCGUGUCCGACCACUCACCGUGCACGCCCAACAUCAAACUCUUACCCGCUCACCUCGCGCCCAAGAAGCAGUACAAGCGGAAGACCGGCCACACGGGCGAGUGCGACAGCUGCGAAAGCUCCGAAGGCGAGGAGCAAGGCCCCGAAGAGAAAGGCGACUUCUUCUCCGCCUGGGGUGGCAUCUCCAGCGUGGGUCUCGGCCUGCCCAUCCUCUGGACCGAGGGCACGCGGCGCUACGGCGACGACUUCAGCAUCGAAAACGUCGUCCGGUGGUGCUGCAAGAACACGGCCAAGCAGAUUGGACUGGAGAAGAGCAAGGGCGACCUGGCGAUUGGAUUUGAUGCGGAUAUCGUCGUCUUCGACGAUCAGGCGGAGUUCGUGGUCGAGCCCAGCACGAUGCUGUUCCGCAACAAGGUGUCGCCGUACGAGAACAAGACGCUCAAGGGCGUCGUGCGCGAGACUUGGCUGCGUGGUCAGCGCAUCUUCAGCCGUGAAGAGGGCUUCAGUAAGGUCGGCCCUGUUGGCAAGUUGCUGCUCGAGCCUAGGAAGAUGGGUCACUGAAACCUCUCAUCAUCCUCGUCCUCCCUGGGUACGUGUCAUGGUCGGAUGGUUUCUGCCCUGCUGUCUCCUCAGUUUAUUUUCAUUUUCAUUUUUCAUUGUCUUUUCCUGCUUUCUCCGAGGCGAUUCAGCUUGCACGAUAUCAUUGCAUAGAGGCAUGGGCGUUUUGCGGGGGCCAUCGGGUUCUCAUAUGCAUUCGCAUUUUAGCAACCCUUUCUUUGGUUACGGGCUUCUUCUCAUCAGCGGCACUUUCCAGUAAGCCUUGCGAUUUCUUCUUUCCUUUCCCGCAUGCCGAUCGAGUCUGGGAUGAUAAUAGGUUCGAUUCACAUACCACUCGAAGUAGUGGCAAGAUUUUCGGCGAUGGAUUG
Messenger RNA from Westerdykella ornata, 2306 nucleotides. RefSeq names its product allantoinase. Gene Ontology annotation, cellular component: cytoplasm. The coding region runs from base 346 to 1941 and encodes 531 amino acids. The transcript is spliced from 3 exons. NCBI's taxonomy places the organism in Eukaryota, Fungi, Ascomycota, Dothideomycetes, Pleosporales, Sporormiaceae. Gene Ontology annotation, biological process: purine nucleobase catabolic process. Gene Ontology annotation, molecular function: allantoinase activity. The record is from RefSeq and is a predicted model, not a curated record.